AUUUCCUGAUUUUUAGGAAUCAAAUAGAUACCUCCAUAUUAUUUGCCAAUAUUUUCACGCGUCAUCUGAUCUGAUUUGAUCCGGAUUCGAAAUUGAUUCAAGCAGAGAUUCUUCUAAAAGAAAAAUGAAUUCAAAUUCGAGUCCCUUGAGAGCGAGAGAGACAGAUGCAGAGUGUACCUUGCGAGCGUGGAUGAUCUGAGUUUCUCGAGUAUUUUUGAACUGCGAAUUAGGGUUUCAAUCCCUCUCAUAAAUCAAGAAACCAAGCUAUUGCAAAUGCUACCAUCAGAUUGAGGAAACAAAGUCCUCUGAAUAACCCCAGAAGGAGAAGACACAGCUGUCCCGGUCCCAUUAACAGAAUCGUGAGGCGAAGUCGGGUUCUGUCCCAAGGCCUCCGCAAGCGGGCCGCCAGCCCCAAACGGCUCGGAAUAACAAACUAGGCCAGACCAUUGAACACCAUUUCUCAUCCCAUCAUUUACAAUUUCUUGAUCUAACGUGGGCCCACCAACAGAUGUUCCCUGUAAUUUGUCGAGGUGGAAAAGUGAAGUGAAAAAAUUAGCCGAGAGCAGCCACGGUUUGCACAGGGUGGACUGUAGAAGGGGAACCCAAACGACGUCGAUUCUGCUGGUGUUUUUGCUGUGUUUUUUUUACUCUCUUUUAACUUUUCCAGUUCACCCUUUAAUGUUUAGCAGAUAUUGAACCUAUUAGUAUUUCGUUAUUUGUUUUCUGAUAAACAUUACAUUCCUGUAAAAUAUGUUGUUUUCAGAUCCUACCCAAUUUUUUUAUCUUCUCAGGGUCGUCGUUCAAUUACACAUGAGUUCUCGGUGGGGUCGCUGCCUAAGAUUCAAAACUUGAAGACUAAUAGGUGUUUGAAGUGGAGUUCUUUGAGAGUGGAGUGUUGUUGGCGUGAAGUUGGAGUGUUGUCGGCGUGAAUUUGGAGUGUUGUUGGCGUGAAGUUUUUAGUGGCCGACUGGGAAAAAUUACCUGGAUUGGUAUUGGAUCACAACUAGCCAGAAUGUGUGGUCUACUUGCUAUUGCAAUAAACGAGAAGAGGGUUUUAUUUACCGGUUACUAUAACAGAGCCGAUCAUGACGGUUGCAAAGACCUCACUCGAGUGCAGAAAACAAGCCUACGAGCUUGUGCACGACAAGGCAGCAUGGGUAUGGGGUAGUCCUUGGAGUAGCAUGGAACCAACCACCGAGAUUAACAGGACCUUAACUGCUAUACGGUACCUGAUGAGGUUUCAGAACGAGUACACGUGCGGCAUUAUGAACAAGGUCCGCCACAGUGCCUUUGGACGUGAAGCUGCAAAAAUGGUUCACGAGUUAUCCUCCGAGAAUCUGAGAAGAACUGAGCAUGAUAUGGAAAAAUUCUUGUGGUCUAAUCACAACCUCUGGGUCCCUCAGCCGUUGUUGAGCAUGCACGUCAAGAUGGGAGACAAGCCGUGUGAGAUGACCUUUUCGGAUUUGAAGAAUAAUGCGUUUGGCGAACAAAGUCCGGGCGCGCUUCCCGCACUUCAAGAAUGUGUGGCUUUCUACCGAAAUGCAGAAAUUUUACUACACGAACGUGAGGCGAUAAACGGGGAACAUGUUGAUGGCAACUUACGAAUCGAGCCUCGGUCGGAGACGAGUAGUAAUUACCCACUUGUGAACUUCUUGAUGGCGACAGAGGCUGAUUUCUUCAUAGGUGCAUUGGGUUCAACGUGGUGCUUUCUGAUAGAUGGGAUGUGA
Molecule: messenger RNA, 1727 nt
Organism: Striga asiatica
Lineage: Eukaryota; Viridiplantae; Streptophyta; Magnoliopsida; Lamiales; Orobanchaceae
Source: the annotation of a GenBank genome assembly